Messenger RNA from Miscanthus lutarioriparius, 966 nucleotides. The record is from the annotation of a GenBank genome assembly. Lineage: Eukaryota; Viridiplantae; Streptophyta; Magnoliopsida; Poales; Poaceae.
AUGGGGCCCAUGGGCUUUCUCGAGCUCGCUCUGCACUCCGGCCCGGGCGACAAUGGCGACCGCCUCCGUCUCCGUCUCCGUCUCCUCCCGUUCCGCCUCUUCCUCCCUCCGCGGCUGUUCCGCGGAAGGGCGGUGAGGUGGCCGCGGCCGAUUAGGGCUUCGGCGUCGAGCAACGCCAGUGACGUCGCAGGCGGGGAGCGGAAGCUGGGGGCUCUGCAGAGCAGGAUCCAGAAAAGCAUUAGCCCAAAUUUUGUUGCUGGUUUCUGUGUUGGCAUUGCAUUUUUGGCUGCUGCUGCAAGGCAGGUUAUCAUUAGAAGUCGAGAGCAUGAUAAUAGAGGUUCUGUUGCUGAUCUAGUAAGGCGUGGACAGUUAAAAUCAGGGCAACGAGGGACUGCAAAGCUCCGCACAUACGAUGAUCCUUUCAAUAAUCCAUUAGUCAAGAUUGAUGAGGGCACAUCUACUGCACAAAUGUUUGGCAAGGAGUACCGUUUGGCUCCUGUUAGGCUUACGAAGGAGCAACAAGAAAUGCAUCAGAAGAGGAGAUCACGUGCAUAUCAGUGGAAAAGGCCAACCGUGUUUCUCAGGGAAGGUGAUUCCUUACCUCCAGAUGUUGAUCCAGAUACAGUUAGAUGGAUCCCAGCAAACCAUCCUUUUGCUGCUGCUUCAAGUGAAGUAGAUGAGGAGACCGCCAAACAGAAUGUCUAUCAAAAGGAUGGUGUCCCAUCCCGUGUUAGGGCUGAGCAUGAAGCUUUGCAGGCAAGGCUAGAGGCUUCAAAUGCUGUUACCAAGCCCCCUUCGGAUCCAACGAGUAUGCAGCGUAAUGAGAGAUCAAUGAGAUCAUCAGGCAAGCCAUCUGAAAAUCUUGAGAGCUCGAAGUUUGAUAACCAAGAUAGACAAGUGUCAAUUGAGUCUGGUAAACAUAGCUCUGAUGGAAGUUUACAAUCAAAUGGGCCGGAAGGGCAAUAA